Haliotis rubra (blacklip abalone) is the source of this 1112-nucleotide messenger RNA. Its product is annotated as ependymin-related protein 1-like. Gene Ontology annotation, molecular function: calcium ion binding. The transcript is spliced from 6 exons. Gene Ontology annotation, biological process: cell-matrix adhesion. Gene Ontology annotation, cellular component: extracellular region; lysosome. The record is from RefSeq and is a predicted model, not a curated record. NCBI's taxonomy places the organism in Eukaryota, Metazoa, Mollusca, Gastropoda, Lepetellida, Haliotidae. The coding region runs from base 39 to 731 and encodes 230 amino acids.
CCUCGGCUCACACCACACAUUUGACGAUCACCUGAAUCAUGUUGGGAUAUGUAAUCCUGCUGUCCGUGUUGUCCACGUGUGUGGGAGGGGCAAAUGUCUGCUGUGCCCCUGAUAAGUGGUUUACCCAGAGAUUCUCCGCUGGUCUUGCUCUGUCAAAAGUAGAGGGGGUGAAUGUUCCCUUCGUCGAUGCCGGGAGUUCUGUAGAAUACUACGAUGCCGCCAAUGAAAGGAUAGCCAUCAUCAGCAACUUCAGCCUUGACAACACCAAAGGAGAAUCCAAAGUCAUUGCCGAUCACAAAGGGGGUCUGCUCUAUACAAUUGAUCUAAAGAAGAGUGUGUGUCGUGUCCAGAAGUUAACCCUUCCAUUUGCUAAGUUUUGUGUGACAGAUAAAUUCAAAAAAGCGUUUGACUUCACUCUUGGAUUCGGAAGUAACUCGCUGUCAUCAACAAUUUACUAUGAACUCGACCGUGGCUUUGGUCCGCACCCCAACAGCGUGAUAGACAGCUUCGUUGUUGUCUCGAAAGAAUGCAUUCCCUUACAAACAGACCUCUACGGAAAGGAUAAAUACAACUUCCUUCAAUCAACUGGUUUUUCAAACCUCGGUGCAGAGUUCGAUGAAUCUGUCUUUGAUCCGCCAGAUUUCUGCCCAAAGUGUUCACAGUCUACGAUGACAGACAAUCCUUCUUUUCAAGAGAUCCCUUUGCUGUGGAGAAGACGUGGCAACAUGUAACCAGAAUUAUUUACAAUGCCACCACAGAGGUUAAUGUUCAGCGUUACCUCCUCGAGCCAGAAUUCAAGAAAGAACAAAAAAGCGCCUUGAGCAUGUGUUCCAACAUGACAGCGUGCUAAACUGUUGAUGUUGUCUGUUUAACACAUUUUCCCUCACAAAUAGCAGAUGCCUGUAUCUCCUUAAUAUUGGUAUAUUAGGAUAAUAGAAACUGUUGAAAAUUACACCCCAAACCAGCGGUCAUUCUUGUGUAUAAUUACUGGACGAAACGCUGAACAUUCCAGUCUGUGGAUACUGUUGUGUAUAUAAUGAUCCUUGUAUUCGCCCCUCGCUGUAGUAUGUGAUGCAUGUCAAAGCCGAAAUAAAUAUUUUGUUUUCAGCAUG